GGUCAUCUCGCCAGCCCAUCCCGCACAAUUUUAAAGGGGGGCAGAGAGAGAAAAAACUGUGAUAAACCCUCCAACAAGUUCGACCUGGUGGCACCAACUGUCAUCCUAUCCUUGAAAAGGACUGGAAGGAAGAUCGUGAGUUGGAGGUUGGCCUGGGCAACAGCCAGACACUGUGGCUGAGUGUGUGCUGUGGAAGCAUGGAGACCCGAGUUUGGCUCGCUAGCAUCCAUCAAAGCCUAGUGUGGCGGUUUGACCCCUGUGCUGGGGGGUGAGAACUGGUAAGGUUCAGGUUCGGUGAGAAGCCCCGCCUCUCUGCCUCGGUGAUAAGGCGGAAGCGGCAGAGCACAGUCCCUCUCAUCCUCCACACGGGCAUGGAUGUGGGUAAACAAGCGGAGGUGAGUGAAGCAGCGGUCAAAGUGGGCAGGUCCCUGCGUUUCCGCCAGUGCUUUGUGAGAAGGCAGAUGUAGCCUGUUAACUGUAUCCAUUCACUGUAAACUAAAGGGGUGGGGACCACAGAAGUGUCUGUGAGUGUCAGAAUACGCUGCGCGCUGCCCUGCCCUGUGGCAAGGAGACCAGAGAGGGUGGUAAAUCUCCUGGAGCUGGUGGUUGUGAGCAGCCCGGUGUGGAUGGCAGGAACUGAGCUCAGAUUUUCUGAAGAGCCUCACAGAUGCUCCUAACCACUGGGCCAUCUCUGCGACCCCUCAUGGGAACGCUUUAUGGACUGAAUGCAGGUCUCUGUGCUACAUAAGAUCUCUUUUCCUCUUGUAAACAUGUAUGGGAUGUUUCAGGACUCAGUGACCUUCGAGGAUGUGACCGUGAACUUCACCCAGGAGGAGUGGGCUCUGCUGGACAUGUCCCAGAGGAACCUUUACAGAGAAGUGGUUGGGGAAAUCUUUAUGAACUUGGCCUCUAUGGGGGAAAGAUGGGGCCAGAAUAUUGAAGACUGGUACAGAAAUCAGGGCAGAAUCUUAAGCAACCAUAUUGUGGAGAGACUCAGUGACGACCAAGAAGAAACCAUCAACCAAAUUCUUGACCACGAUCUGAAAAAGGAACGCUCUCCUGGAGUAAAUCUCUGUGAAUGCAGUGUGUGUGGGCUAGCCUUCGUGGCUUGUUCAUCCGGGAAGCGUACACACACUGGACAGGGAGCACACGACUACAAAUGCAGGCAGUGUGAAACAGCCUUCUGUAACUACCCUUUCCAAGUCAGUGGCCGGUCUCACCAUGAAGACAGACCCCACGGGUGUCAGGAACACGGGGAAGGCUUCCUUUCUUUUACCAGCCUCGGUGACUUCGUUAUACCUCGGACUGAAGGUGGACCUCAUAAAUGUAACGUGUGCGGGAAAGGUUUGCACUACCCCAGCUCACUUAGGAUCCAUGAAAGAACCCACACAGGAGAGAGGCCCUAUCAGUGUGAAGAGUGUGGAAAAGCCUUCAGUUGCUGGGGCUCAGUUCGACGACAUCAAAGGACCCACACUGGCGAGAAACCCUACAACUGUAAGGAGUGCGGGAAGGCCUUCAGUUCUCUCUCAGGCCUUAAAGGACACACGAUAAGACACACUGGGGGUGGACCUUAUAAGUGCAAGGAGUGUGGAAAAGUCUUUAACUCGCCCAGUGCACUUAGUAAGCACGAGAGAACUCACACGGGGGAGAGACCCUUUCUGUGUAAGUACUGUGGGAAAGCGUUCAUCUGCUCCACCUCAGUGCACAAACACGAGAGGACUCACGCCGGAGAAAAACCCUAUGAGUGUCAGCGGUGUGGGAAGGCCUUCAUUUCUAAUUCAGGCCUCCAAGGACACAUGAUUAGGCACACAGGCGUCGGGCCUUACAAAUGUAAAUUCUGUGGGAAAGCCUUUGGCUCUCCCAGUGCUGUUCUAAGGCAUGAAAGUGCUCAUGUCGUGUAGGGAGAGCCUUCCCUUUGAGGACACAGAUCCUGGGAAAAUCUUACCAUCCUAGUUCAGGUACAGAAAAGGAUUCCUGAAGGGAAGCUCUUGUUUAGAGAAUAUGGGAAAGACGUUGAGGGUUAGACUUUAUGUGGAAGCAUGAAGAGGCGGAAGAAAAACCUUACAAAUAAAAGAAUAAAACCU
Molecule: messenger RNA, 2084 nt
Organism: Rattus rattus (black rat)
Lineage: Eukaryota; Metazoa; Chordata; Mammalia; Rodentia; Muridae
Product: zinc finger protein 564-like
Exons: 3
Coding region: 726-1901 (391 amino acids)
Biological process (GO): regulation of transcription by RNA polymerase II
Cellular component (GO): nucleus
Molecular function (GO): DNA-binding transcription factor activity, RNA polymerase II-specific; RNA polymerase II transcription regulatory region sequence-specific DNA binding
Source: RefSeq, a predicted model, not a curated record